AUGUCAACGACAGUGUACAGUAAUAGUCAUCAUGAUGAUGAUGAAAUAAAUGACAAUAUGUCCGACGAAGAAGAAUGGUCACGAGAAACUAUACGUAUUACUAACCAAUGUGUUUCUAUACCCAGCAAUGGUAACUACUAUCAACCAUACGAUUUCCACAGAAGACUUGUUUGUUAUGGCGACGGUGGUAGCCUGUAUCUUGAAUAUCCAGUUUGGAUACGUGGUUGUCUAUCAGAAGAUAGCAAUUAUUUGGGAAAUAAUCCAAGAGAAGAGCUAUUAGAAGGAUUUUAUGCAUUGAAUAAUAAACAAGAAGAUUUUCAUAAAUAUCCAUCACCAGUUGAAGAUAUCAUUGAUCCUGAUCUAUUGGUGUGUAAACCUAUAAAACCACCAUUGCCUCCGUCGUUACCAAUUCGUGAUUAUAAUGAUGAUGAAUAUGAUUUUGAGGAAAAGCAUAAAUUGGAAUAUGAGCUAUGUAACAGAUGGAAUUAUGAUACCUUAACUUUACGUGGAUCAUAUCAAUGGAUACCAAGUGAAUUUCGCAUUUGUCAUGGUGACAAUGAUGAUUGUGAAGUGCAUAUUGAAACACCGAUUAGCCAUUUGCCAAUGACUGAAGAGUAUGCCAAGACAUACAAAAAUUUAGAGAAAAUAUUUGCAAAAUUCGUGCCUAUGUUUGGAGAAAUAUUACAUUUCGAUAAAAAGAAGGGUGAUACACGGCUGCAAGUUAUUUUAAAAGUGCAAAGUUAUAAUAUUCAACCGAGAAUGAAAUAUUCUGGUCGUUGGCAUACUGAAGGCCGUACUGAAAACAUACAGGCAGUUGGUGUAUACUACUUGUUCAUUGAUGAUGAAUUAGAAGGUGGUGCGUUAAAGUUCCGUCCAUCAGUAGCACCGUCAGAAAGUUAUGCUGACAUAUGGCGCAUUGAAGUUAACCGUUAUGUAAUGCCAGAAACAGACACAGCUAUUGUUUUUGAUAAUUCUCUACCGCAUCGUUUCUGUUCAAUACGCAAUACAACAUCCAUUGCUCGUCGUCGUACUUUUCUCAACUUUUUUGUUGUAUGUCCUCAUAACCCAAUCAAAGAAAUAUCAAUUUCAAAUUUACCGUUAAUUAGUUAUGAACGAUGUUUAACGCUCUUGAAAAGUAUUGAAGACGAGAAUAAUCAACAGAAAUUGCCAGAUUUGGUUAUUGAAAAAAUUCUUUCAUUUCUGAAACAGAAUAUGUGGAAGACUGAUAUAAAUGCAAAAGAAUUUCGUUCACGUGUUAGACAUGAAAUGCUGAACGAGAAGACUGGUUGGAGUGGUGUUCAGUAUGGGAAUACCGGUGAUAUUGUGUUUAUCAAGUCAAAUAAUGACUGGAAUAUUAAGAAAAACCACAGACUUUAUCGUGAUAUGAACGGCUUAGAACAUACAGAAUCUGACUGA
This is a messenger RNA of Rotaria sp. Silwood1, 1416 nucleotides long. The record is from the annotation of a GenBank genome assembly. NCBI's taxonomy places the organism in Eukaryota, Metazoa, Rotifera, Eurotatoria, Philodinida, Philodinidae.